GGCUAGUCAGCUUCCAUCACGCGAGACGCCGUUGAGGCAGCGCAUGGAUUCUGUCAUUUGGCAUCGAAGAUGACAUCGCGCAAGUGGACUCAAGAAGAAGACGAGAAGCUUCGCGCGGCGGUGUUGAAGGUCGGCGCGCGUCGAUGGCGUGUGGUCGCGACCCAAUACUUUCCCCAUCGCUCCCAGCAGGACUGUUGCAAUCGGUGGCACGAACUGCAAGCAUGCACAUCGAUGCAUAAGCGACCGUGGCUCGCGUUCGAGGAUGACAUCCUUGUGAAGACUGUGGCCAGGUACGGCCCGAAACGGUGGGGCUUAAUUGCAUCGUACAUUGCCGGGCGAAAUGGCAAGCAGUGCCGCGAGCGGUGGCACAAUCAUUUGAACCCGUCGAUCAAGAAAGGACCGUGGGAGCCCCACGAAGAUGCCAAACUGAUUGAACUCCAAGCCAAGUAUGGGAAUCGGUGGGCGCUCAUCACAAAGGCGCUUCCUGGACGCACGGACAACGCUGUGAAGAACCACUGGCAUGCCAACCUCAAGCCGGCAGACCCCGUGCUAUCCCCUUCCAAGCCAAUUCAACAAUGUCGAACUCAGUCAUCAGCACCCCCUCUCUUGGCGACAUCACAUCUGCCUCUGAGACUCAAGAUUGAACCGCUACGCAAGCGAAAACCGCCGCCCCCAUUGGCUUCCGCACCGCCAGCGACGGAAGUCGUCGACGAAUUUGCAUGGGUAUCUGACGAAUGGUCUUCGAUGGACUUGUCUGUGUGGGACGACAUGGUCAUCCAAGUGUCGGAUGUGCUUUGACUCAGCGAGGUUUAUGGACAAUUAUAAUGGUAGAGCAAAACGAUUAAUUUUUGAUUGGGCACAGCAUGAAUUGGAUAAACAUGCGACAACCCUAUAUCCGCGA
Aphanomyces invadans is the source of this 901-nucleotide messenger RNA. RefSeq lists its product as hypothetical. Gene Ontology annotation, molecular function: RNA polymerase II cis-regulatory region sequence-specific DNA binding; DNA-binding transcription factor activity, RNA polymerase II-specific. Lineage: Eukaryota; Oomycota; Saprolegniomycetes; Saprolegniales; Verrucalvaceae. The coding region runs from base 70 to 798 and encodes 242 amino acids. Gene Ontology annotation, cellular component: nucleus. The record is from RefSeq and is a predicted model, not a curated record. Gene Ontology annotation, biological process: regulation of DNA-templated transcription. The transcript is spliced from 5 exons.